Messenger RNA from Rotaria sp. Silwood1, 810 nucleotides. NCBI's taxonomy places the organism in Eukaryota, Metazoa, Rotifera, Eurotatoria, Philodinida, Philodinidae. The record is from the annotation of a GenBank genome assembly.
AUGGCUACCACCGCAAACAUCUCGAAAAAACGCAAAUUUAUUCGUGAAGGUGUUUUUCAUGCUGAACUAAAUGAAUUUUUCACACGUGAAUUAGCCGAAGAUGGUUAUUCAGGUCUUGAAAUUCGUGUAACACCACAACGCACAGAAAUUAUCAUUAUGGCAACUAAAACCCAACAAGUACUUGGUGAAAAAGGUCGUCGUAUUCGAGAAUUAACAUCAGUUAUUCAAAAACGUUUUGGUUAUCCAGAAAAUUCAAUUGAAUUAUUCGCCCAAAAAGUUGUUACACGUGGUUUAUGUGCUAUAGCUCAAGCAGAAUCAUUACGUUACAAACUUAUGGGUGGUCUUCCAGUACGACGAGCAUGUUAUGGUGUCUUACGUUUUAUAAUGGAAUCAGGUGCUCAAGGCUGUGAAAUUGUUGUUUCGGGUAAAUUACGUGGUCAACGUGCUAAAGCUAUGAAAUUUAUCGAUGGUUUAAUGAUUCAUUCGGGUGAUCCAGUUAAUGAUUAUGUACAAUUUGCUGUACGACAUGUUUUAUUACGUCAAGGUGUACUUGGUAUUAAGGUUAAAAUAAUGUUACCACAUGAUGCAAAAGAAGGCAAAGGUGUUAAAAAACCAUUACCAGAUCAUAUUCAAAUUGUUCAACCAAAAGAAGAAACACCUAUUACACAACCAUAUUCUGAACCAAAAGAAAGAAAAAUAGAACCAUUACCUCAACAAAUGGUUCAUCCACAACAAUUACAACAACAACAAUUACCACCUCAACCAGCACAAUUACAACCAGGAGCACCAGGCAAUCUUGUUUAUCAAUAA